AGUAGGGCAAGUGGCUGAGGCUAAGGACUGCAAUUCCAUCCAGCCUCAGUCAUCCGCUCAGUGCACACACGAACGACGAGCCAGGGGCCGACUCUUCGUCCCCGUCCAUACAAAGAAGACCUCAUCCGAAAUGGUGAAGUACGUGGGACAACAACCCCAGGACAACGAGCGGAAAAAGCAGGAGCUAGUGUCGGAGCGCGGUGCGUUCACGGACCCGCGGGAUUCGGGAGACGUGUCCGACUGCUCGCUGGGCGACGCGUCGGACGCCAAGUGUUCCGCCAUGGACACGUUCAUGAAGAACGUACAAGUGUUGCUCGACGCCGCGCACUACAUCGAGAGCGUGGAUAAGAACAGCGGAAAAUGCGAGCAUGGUUAUGCUUCGACGUAUCCUGCCAAUGAUCUGGCACUCCCACAGAAACAUCGUAAAUUCAACAAGAACAGGAAAUUGGACAAUAUUCACAAUAGGUCAGCCCACAAUGAACUGGAAAAGAAUAGACGAGCGCAUCUCCGUCUGUGCUUGGAAAGGUUGAAGUCGCUCAUCCCUCUGGGACCAGACUGCAGUCGGCACACCACGCUGGGACUCCUCAACAAGGCCAAAGUGCACAUCAAGAAACUAGAGGAGGCGGACCGGAGGAGUCAGCACCAGCUGGACACCCUGGAGCGGGAGCAGAGAUACUUGCAGAGGCAGCUGGCCCAGCUCCAGACGCUCGGCGAAAGAGACCGCGUCCGCACGGACAGCCUAGGCUCCCCCACCGACUCGGACCGCUACGAAUCGGACAGAGGUUGGGCUGCGGUUGUUGCCGACGGCAAAGGCGGCCUCCUUCGACAUGUGUGGGUCACGGUGGUUUUGUGUGCGUUUGCAGAGGAGAUCGAAGUGGACGUGGAGUGCACCGACUUCUCCCUAGUAGAAAUGGACAGCGUCAGUAGCGGCGGGGCCAGCGACCUGGACGACCAGAGCAGCCGGCAGAGCUCGGCCAGCGACGAGGGCUACUCUACCUGCAGCCUCAAAGUGGCCUUCUCUGCUUGAGGUCCGCUGCACUGUGCUCCCCCCUAACCCCAAACACUACUCUCUUAUGGCUUUAACCAGGGGUGGGGAACCUACGGCACACGCGGGACAGAAUCGAAUUCAGUACAAUUCCCUCUAACACGGUUCACUUUUUGCAGCUUCACAGACAAAAAUAUUGCUUUCCACGUAAAAGCAGAGAUUUUAAAUGUCUUAUUUAGAUGAAAAGCAAACGAGUCCGAGGAUUUUAAUAAUUUUAUGUUAAACAAUGGCUCAAAAUUGUUACCGCAAUCAAAAAAUCAAUGAUCACAUUCAUCGACAUUGAUUCAUUUCAACCACUAAAGAACAUGUAGAAAUUGUUAAAUAAUUGAGGGGAUUGCUUAAGUGCUUUCGCAAUCAAGUUUGCUGCUAUUUUUGCUGGCACCAAGCUUUCGUAAAUCGGGCCCAAGGACUCAAAAUGGUCCCCAACACAAAAAAAAGGUUCCCCACCCCUGACUUGAACAAUCACCAGCCUGCAGCUCCACAAACAUGUCCACCUAAGAACCAGCCUUAAGCUUGACUCCAACCUAAACCUGAAUGUCUGUUGUCCCGUGAACAGCCACAAUCAAAAAGAAAGGCACUCAAAGGGUACAAGUCAAACCUUCAAUCAAAUCAAUCCUCUUCAAAACCAGCAAAAAAGGCCACAAAUACCAGCUUGACAUUUGCUCCAUUUGCCUUUAAAAAAAAAAAAAAUCAGCAACUUAAAAACAAGUCGUGACCCUUUUACUUUCACAUCAGCAUUCCAAAAUCUGAUUUUAGUUAACAGAGCCACAGAUUCAAAUCUACACACAUUAGUUGUUCUAAUUUAUUUUGCAUAGUAUUUAUUAUGUUUGUUAUAUUUAAUUGUGCUGCAGCUUUUGUGGUGGAAAGAUAUCUGAAAAUGACUUGACCUCCCUCCCCUUGAAAUGCAUCAGUGUGAGAACCUGUUCUAUUUAUUUUAACCCCCAUUUAGAAAGUAAUAAGCUAGCCGGUACUUGUCCCGCCGGCAAAAGGUGAAAAAGCAAUAAUGCAUUUUAUUUUUAACAUUGCUUUUGUCCGUCCAUGAGCUCUAAUGUCUAAGACUGGUGAUUUUAGCAACAAAAAAGAAAAAGUAAAUGAUUUUCCAAAGCUACAGUGCAUGUGUUGAAUGUUAUAAUGAAAAAAAAAAAAAUGUCUGUAGCAUGAACAAAACACUUAAUUUUUUUUUAGUCCACAUUGAAAAAUUGACUGUUAUGUCAUCCAUCAUUGCACUGUUCCAAACCAUCAACUACAAUAACGUUGCCCAUUUCUCUCCCCGCUAGUGACUCCAUCAGCACCAAAUUGUGUCUUAAUGUGAGUGUUUGACUCUUGCACAAGUCCCUGCUCACCCAACCCACCCAACGUGUUUGGGGAAAUGUAGAAAAUGCACUAUAAAAUUAAUAAUUGUGCUUGGGGGAAGCACAGCCCUGAUGUUUUCUAGUGCUUGAUUAGGUUUUAAUGGUUUUUUUUUGCAAAAUAUGCUGCUGGUGCCCUGCUGAUACUUUGUUACGGUUCCUAACGACGCUCCCUGGAAUCCUAAUAAAUUUCUUCCACCAA
Molecule: messenger RNA, 2596 nt
Organism: Syngnathus typhle (broad-nosed pipefish)
Lineage: Eukaryota; Metazoa; Chordata; Actinopteri; Syngnathiformes; Syngnathidae
Product: max-interacting protein 1-like
Exons: 5
Coding region: 131-1027 (298 amino acids)
Biological process (GO): regulation of transcription by RNA polymerase II
Molecular function (GO): DNA-binding transcription factor activity, RNA polymerase II-specific; RNA polymerase II cis-regulatory region sequence-specific DNA binding; protein dimerization activity
Source: RefSeq, a predicted model, not a curated record